UUUUUCAUAUUCUAAUAAAAUAAUAAUCGCCGAUUAAUUACCCUUUAUAACAAUCAACAAAAACCCAGUCCUCUUCCAGCCUCAGAAACCUCUUCUCGAGUCCGAAAACCAAAUCAACGAAGAACGCUCAAAAAACCCAAGCGCUAUCGUCGUAAAAUUAGUUUUGAGUGGGGGGUUUUUUUUCCUUCCUUUUUGGAUGGGCCAGUCGUCUUCGACCGUCGGGGCUCCGACGGACCUGAAUCGCCGUGAAUUCUUCCCGAGCAAUCGUUUUAACUUCCGAUCUUCGGCUGUUGUUCCGGAGUUUGAGCCCAAUGAAGAGUUUGCCGAGGCUGACUUCGUGGAAAACGUCGUCGCUGGGCUUGACUACACCGCCGAUCUUCCCGAUGAGUGCUUGGCCAGCAUUUUUCAAUUCCUCGGAUCCGGUGACCGGAAACGCUGCUCGCUCGUCUGCCACAGGUGGUUCCGAGUCGACGGUCAGAGCCGCCAUCGUCUCUCGCUUAACGCUCAAGCUGAGAUACUCUCUAUCCUUCCCUCUCUGUUCGCUCGCUUCGACUCCGUUACCAAACUUGCUCUCCGAUGCGAUCGCAAGUCGAUCAGUAUAGACGACGACACUUUCGUCUUAAUCUCGCUUCGGUGCCCGGGCUUGACACGCCUCAAACUCCGCGGCUGUCGGGAGCUCUCAGACCGAGGGAUGGAACUGUUCGCUCAGAACUGCAAGGGUUUAAAGAAGCUCUCCUGCGGCUCGUGUAUGUUCGGAGCUGGAGCCAUGAACGCAGUCCUCGACCACUGCACAGCUCUCGAGGAGCUUUCCGUCAAGCGGCUUCGAGGCCUCCACGACGCUGCCGAUCCAAUCGGCCCCGGAGCCGCUGCUUCUUCCCUGAAAUCCAUCUGCUUGAAGGAUUUAAUUAAUGGUCAGUGCUUCGGACCCCUCAUAAUCGGCUCCAAAAAGCUCAGAGCUUUGAAGCUCAUUCGCUGCUAUGGUGAGUGGGAUAAGGUUCUCGGCAUGUUAGGAAAUUUCAACCCUGGUUUAAUCGAAAUCCACCUCGAGAGGGUUCAAGUUGGUGAUGUAGGGCUUUAUUCCAUUUCAAAUUGUUCAAAUUUGGAGAUUUUGCACAUUAUGAAGACUACGGAAUGUACGAACUUCGGGCUCGUGUGCGUUGCUGAACGCUGCAGGCUCUUAAGGAAGCUUCACAUUGAUGGUUGGAGAACUAACAGGAUUGGUGAUGAGGGUUUAAUGGCAAUAGCUAACCGAUGCCCCAAUUUACAAGAACUUUGUCUGAUUGGAAUGAACCCCACGUCUUUGAGCUUGGCGCCGAUAGCUACCAAUUGCCCAAAAUUGGAGAGAUUAGCACUCUGCGGGAGUGCCACCGUUGGCGAUCCCGAGAUGGCGUGCAUUGCCACAAAAUGCGUGGCUUUGAAGAAGCUGUGUAUUAAGGGCUGUCCCAUUUCAGAUGAGGGUGUUGAAGCGCUUGCUUUGGGAUGUCCCAGUUUGGUGAAGGUAAAGGUCAAGAAGUGUAGGGGAGUAGGUGGCGAAGUUGUGGAGCGGUUGCGAGAACGCAGAGGGUCAUUGGUUGUGGUUCUGGAUGCUACUGAAAUUGAGCCAUUAGAUGGUAGUGGUAGCGAGGUUGGAGUUCAAGAGAGUGGCAUGGAGUUCCCACCAAUUGGUAAUCAGAUAACCGAUGCUUCAUCGAGUUUUAAUGGCCGGUUGACAACUAUGUUCAGGACAAAGUUUGGAUUCUUUGCUAGUAGGAAUCUUGUGGCAUGCACCUUCAGGAGGUGGUCAAACGGUGAUGAUAGUUUCAAUGGUUCAUGAUGGACAUUGUAAGAGUUGGCAGAUUUGUUCUUGCUCUUUAUCACUAUCACACAGAGAUCUUGAUAUGAUUGCGUUGUGUUUAAUGCCCGUUAGUGGCUUGUGUUAUUUAUUUUUAUCUUCCCUUGUCGAAGUGUAUUAGCAAUAGAAUGGCUGCAAAAAAUGUAGGCCUGGGAAAGAUCUCUUCUUGCUCCUGCUUAACAAUAUUUGCACUUUUGUUAUAAUAUUUUCUGUUCACUAAGCA
Molecule: messenger RNA, 2054 nt
Organism: Carya illinoinensis
Lineage: Eukaryota; Viridiplantae; Streptophyta; Magnoliopsida; Fagales; Juglandaceae
Product: F-box protein SKIP2
Exons: 1
Coding region: 197-1813 (538 amino acids)
Biological process (GO): SCF-dependent proteasomal ubiquitin-dependent protein catabolic process
Cellular component (GO): SCF ubiquitin ligase complex
Molecular function (GO): protein binding
Source: RefSeq, a predicted model, not a curated record